This is a messenger RNA of Hermetia illucens (black soldier fly), 2114 nucleotides long. Its product is annotated as 2-oxoglutarate-dependent dioxygenase htyE-like. The transcript has 8 exons. Lineage: Eukaryota; Metazoa; Arthropoda; Insecta; Diptera; Stratiomyidae. The record is from RefSeq and is a predicted model, not a curated record. Gene Ontology annotation, molecular function: dioxygenase activity. Bases 854 to 2017 code for a protein of 387 amino acids.
GAGUACUCAAGACCGUCGUCGUCGGCGGAGUUGAAAUCGAACUUAGCUGGCCGAGUCGCUGGCAUGAGUGUGUCGUUUCCGCGAUUGGUGGGCGUUGAAAGCGUUGAAAGUGGGUCUUUUCGUGGCGUCCGCGUUUCCUAGGUAACGAGCAGUGCAGGUCAUCUGCCUCGAGGUAACCGUCACCUGGAUCGUCUUGCGCGGCGCGAUCUUGCAGCGGAAAGUGGUGAAUGAAAGGAAGCUGGUGCGCCCAUAGUUCUCGCCCGCUGCGGCCUGAAUUCGGCUUUAGUGACUUGGCCGAGUGUCAUCGUCGGUAGUGCACGCGUUUCAGUGCCAAGAUUACGUUAUCGCGCGGCUCACCUUCGCACUAUCAAGAAUCCCCAAAGUCGCUGAUUAGAAGGUGUUAGUUGGCAAGAAAAGAAAUUCGCGGUGUUGCUUGCGCAGUGGGAGCAGCGUACGGGCCGCGGUUGCAUGAUAAAUAGCUUUAGUGUCUCCAGCAGGGACCAGGGAGGAACGCGCGGCGGUCUUUAUCGAAUUCGUGGUAUCGCUGAGUAAGCAGCCGGAAUUGGGACUAGUCACCAGCGAAUCCAGUUGGAAGCCGAUUCGUUCGAGUGCGGCGCGUAUCGAGUGGAAAUCAGGUCGCGGACCGCAAGUCGCGAGCGAAAGAAGUUAAUUGCUGGUGGUACGUCGCUCGCUGGCUUCUCGCGCAGGCCCGGGCGAACAAAGAAGUUGCGGAGCGAACGGUCCACAGUCCAGCAUCCAUCGGCCAGUGCUUCCGUGUGGCUGCAGACUCCUUGUGUGAUAUCACUCAGUGUUGCUGAUGUGCGCGGCCGCCUCCCGCUAGCCGAGAGUGAUCAUGUUGAAGGCAAAGACAGGCGAGGAGAAAAUGGACACGCUCUUGUCCAAGAGUCAAAUCCCGAUCAUCGAUCUGGCGCAUUGUGGUACGGAAGAAACGCCAGUCAAAUCAGUGGUUAUAAGGGUGGCUAGUCAACUUCACAAGGCACUUAGCGAUAAGGGAAUAGCAUUUCUAGUGAAUCAUGGAAUAUCAGAAGAAAAGUUGAAACAAGCAUGGCAACAUUUGGAUGAUUUCUGCGAAUUACCAGCUGACGUAAAGCAACAUUACAUAAAAGGAGUAAAUGAAUGUAAUGGCUACACCGAACCAGGCCAAGAGUUGACGAAUGAGACUGAUCCUGAGCCAGAAUUGCGACAUGCUUUCAACAUUUGUACUAUAAAUGCCAGAAACUUACCAGAAGAACCAUUACCUGGGUUUUCUGAUCAAAUUGCAGGAUUGGCAAAAGACUUCAAAGCUCUUGCUGGUUUUGUAUUACAAUCAUUAGCUAUUGGUUUAGAACUUCCCCAAUCUUUCUUCCUCGAAAAUCAUUCGCGGAUGCUGGAUGGAGACCUUGAUAAUGUUUCACUUCUACGAUUGUUAUACUACCCUCCCGUCGUCGAAGAUGAUAACAAAUGUGAAGUAAUGAAAGGUCAAUGUAAAUACAGCUACCAGCGCUGUGCAUCAGACAAUCCCGACUUCCAAUUCCAUGAUGAUAUUCGAUCAGAAGACGAUGAACUUGCUGCUGGAAAUUCAGGACUGGCAAAUGGCUCUAAGCGAACUGACAGAGACACAUUUACGUUACUCGCACAAGACUCAGAAGGUGGAUUGGAAGUGAAAUUGCCUGAAAGUUCGAAAUGGAAACGAGUUGGCCAUCUACCAGGAGCUAUUCUCAUUAUUUCAGGCGAAAUUUUAUCUGUAUGGACUGAUGCAAAGUAUGCAGCUGUGAGUCAUCGAGUUGUAGUGCCAGAACAAGAAUCAUUAAAGUCUCACGGACGACAUUCCAUUGCAUUUUUCUGCCAUCCAGAUAAUCUUACGUCAAUUUCAUCUGCCGACUUACCUAAUCAUUCCUCAGAUCAAGAAAAUGAUUCAAAAAAGAAGCGGAAGAAGUCAUUUAAAAUUGCAAAAGACAAGGUUUACAGUGCCUACCAAUCGAUAAAAGAGCGUUUUAAGGAGAAAAAUGGCUCGUAAUGGACACUUUGAAAGUGUACUUAAUAAAGUAAAUUACUUUUAAGACAGUAAUUAUUUCAACCAUAUAUCAAUAAAUAUGAAAGAUAUAUUUUGAAAA